CCUGCUUCAUUUUGCAACAACAAGGAUAGAGUAAAUUAUUUAGUUUGGCCGAAAAGACCGAGAAAUCCAAAUAUGGAUGUAUGGGCUUUUGCAGAUGACUGACUGUGUUGAAGAUGGCAGCCAUGUUUUCCGUGCGUGUUGUCACAACUGAACACUACUUGGCUGACCCUAUUCCAGGGCUUGAUGUCACACAGUGCGAGUUCCGAGGCACCGAGGUCAAGAAGGUCCCCAUCCUGCGUAUUUUUGGAUCAACCCCAGCCGGUCAGAAGACGUGUCUACAUGUGCAUGGAGUAUUCCCGUAUCUGUAUGUGCCGUAUGACGGGACGGACCCCUGGGAGCGCUAUCUGCGGCAGUUCGCGGCCAGCCUCGACAAGGCCAUCAAUAUCGCUAACAAUACCAAGUCAAAUCCUCAACAUGUUCACAAGCUGUCACUCGUCACAGGAAUCCCUAUGUAUGGUUACCAUGCCAAAGAACAAGAAUUUAUCAAGAUCUACCUCUAUAAUCCAACUUCUGUCAAAAAGGCAGCUGACCUGCUAUUAGCUGGUGCAGUGAUGAGUAAACCGUUCCAGCCAUAUGAAGCCCACAUCCCAUACCAUCUGCAGCUCUUCAUUGAUUUCAACUUGUAUGGGAUGAAUCUGAUUAACGCUGGAGCUGUCAAGUUCAGAAGAAAAAAAGACCAUGGUAAAAAGAAAUCGAAGCAGACAUGUUCAUCUCCAGCUGUUCUUUCCACUUCCACACUGGAUUGUACUGCUGAUUGUGGUGGUGGAAAUACACCUAGCUUGAGGAAGUGGGAUCCAGACAAUAUUCCUGAAGAAAUGUACUUGCCAUAUAAUGUUCCACGUCAGAGUUCGUCGGAACUUGAGGCCGACAUUGUGGCUGCAGAUAUUCUAAACAGGUUGGAAGUGGGCAGUAAUAUUGGCACUAACCCGGGUCUGGCUGCGUUGUGGGAGGACGAGAAACAGCGACGGAGAGACCAGGGUCAGGACUCACAGAUCACUCCCCCACAGUCUCAGGACCAUGGUGAAGUGAAAACAUCUGAAAGCGAAACGAAUUACCAUAAAAGAUUGCAGGAAAUCAUUGAAGAACAAAAGUCCUAUAUUAGCAGUCAGUCUGAGCCAUCCGAUGGAGAAACGUCCCAGGAUGAAGGGACCCAGUCUGGUAUAGCAGCAACCCCAGCCUCACUGGUGGAGAUUCAUCAGUCACAGGACACAGAUUCUGUGUCUCAGCACUCGGAUACCGUGGAGGAGGAUCCCCCUGUCGUUAGUCUGGAGUCCAUCCAGCGAGUACUGUCCUUCAGCCAGAGUUUCUCACAGCCAUCACCACCCGAGGAAACUACUGCAGACAUAUCCAUCACUGAUGUGUUGGCUUCACUUGCUAAAGAAUCAUCCCCAGCUUCCUCUCAGCUGACCCCAUCGCAGUUGUCUGCCCUUGAGGAUGAGGACAGUGUGAUGGCAGACGUUGUGCCGGAUGCUGAGCUGCUGGAGCGGGACGAGGAGGAGACGUUGGAGAUGUCACAGAGAGUGUGGGACGGCGCAGAUGAAGAGAUGGGCGAGGACAAGUCUCCUUCUAGUAUCACUGCUGUUGAAUAUGAUGUACAGGGCAUUGAUGAUACGUGGGAUUCUUCUCUAGAGUUACCAGAGGAGCAAGAAUCAGCCGACAGUGUAAUCCCACAGUUAGAUGGUGCAUCCGAUGAAAAACCUGAAUCUAAAAGACCGAAGAAGCGUCUUGGCGUGAGGGGGCCUGUGUUAUCACCACAGUAUGAAAGUACAAGCUAUCAAGCCCCACACUCGUAUGGCAGAGAAUACAGCACUGAAUCAGGUUAUGCAGCCUCAGCCCAAGAUACAGCAUCAGUUCAGCGAUUAGGGAACCCAAAUCCAGAUUACAGUCAUCAAUGGAACCAAGACUCUCAAAAUCCUUCUGGCCAUCGGAGUCAGCCGCAGUAUCAGAACUGGCAGCACAGUACUUGGCAGCAAUCUCCUGUGAACGUAUCCAACAACUUCCAGACGUAUUACAACCACCCACAGUCCUCCGAGUCAAACUUCAGAUACUCCUCCUAUCCCAUUCACAGCCCUGAUUCCUCUGGUUAUGUUGUGCAUUCUCCAUCAUAUAAUGUGAACACCUCGAGUCAUUUCUCUGGCACUCAAGGCAUUGGUGUUGCAUCACAAGACUCCUAUCAACAGAUGAUGCAGUUUGGAAGUGAGAAUAUGGGUGCACAUGAAUACACAAACACAAAAGGGUAUUCGCAUGCUUCUGGGCACCAGUCUUCUGGACAGUGUAGUGAGACCAAUGUUAACCUAGGCAGCAGCCAUGAGCUGAUGUCUGAGACAGAACGAUAUGGUCAGAUGGUUGGCACUUUGACCUCUUCAUUGCAGCACACGGAUAUGGCGACAACUGUUACUGAUCUUGACACUCUUCAAACGUGCAUCAGUCCCAGCAGCACGAUGAGCAGAGCCAUCUCUGGGAGCGACAGCAGUCAGCAGGACCUGUUCGGCAGUCCCCAUGACGUCACCAAGGGCAGAUCUAUGUCCCUUGAUGAAAACAGCCAUUCAGAAUGCCUUAUGGAUUUGUCUGAUUGUCGUGGCUUUAUGCCGGAGAGUUACAAAUCUAUAAGCACUGAUAAUUUGUGUACAGACAUCAACUUGAGUUCUUCGUUUCUUCCUUCAGCUUUAACGGUGAACAAAGAAGGCAGCUAUCCAUCCUCUGCUAUGUCAGGACUUUUUAAUCUGGUAUCCAAUAUCAGCGAGGGCAGCAUGUAUGAAGCUACAAGUAAACAAACUACGGGAAAACGUCACCUUACAAAGUUAUCUCUGAAGCGGUCACGUUCUUGUUCCUCUACUGUUUCCGAUAGUAAAUUAGAUUGUGCGUCAGGCUGGAGAGCUCAGUCAGAAUCUUUGACCAAUGUUUGGAAUGUUUCUGACUUCUCUGGCUACUCACCAGAAACAGGUUUACCAGUAUUCAGUAACAGAACAACAGAAUCCUGGACAGGUGGUAGAUCUUCUAGUAACCAAACCAGUCGGAGCAAAUUGGGAAAAUCUAAGAGUAAGACGAGAUGUCGAUUAAAAACAGUGUGUUCACAACCAGUACCAAAAGAUGCGGCGUAUACCUACGCUUUCCACGUACCGACUCCAGUAUUCAAGAGACUGAAGCUGCAUCAGAAGGACGUUCAGGAUAAAGUUAAAGUGGUCAGAAUGCAUCCCAAGGAUGCCAGGAAGUACAGUCUACUUAAGAUAGGAAGAGAGGUGGUGGAGGUCCAGAAAUUGUCGACUCAUGAUAUUUUAAAAUACAGCAAAUGCCACAGUGAUACUGCUGAUAUUGAACAUGAUGCCAUGUUAGCAGUGAAAGAUGAUCAUGUGUCACUCACUUCACCUAAAGCUGCUCUGUUUGGUAGCAUCUUUGAAAGAAAUUCUUUGGUAGCGGAAAAACCAAAUAUAGAUUCAUCCACUACAUCACCUGUUUCUGCUGUAUCUGACCGAUUCAUUGGAAAUGGUUCUUUGGGAGAAGUGAAACCAGAGGGAGUGUUUGUGACAUCAUCUGUAGUUUCUUCAUCCAGUAGCAUAACAGAAAAUUGUAACCUAAUAGCAAACAAACAAACCGGAGAGUCACCACCAUCAGUUGCUGCUUGCCCUACUGGAGGCAUCAUUGCCUCGUUGUUACUCGGUAUUGAUGAAGCACCCAAAACACAGUCACAGUCAAUUCUGCAUCCUAAAGAUACAGAUGACAGACAAAGUGGAGACCACCAAAAGAAGUGUUUUUUAGAUAAGGAACAUUUUCAAGAAUAUGUUAAGAUAGCAACUGCAUCAUUAGAAGUUGCUGAGAAAGCAACAAAACUGGAGACCAUGAUAGAGAAAAAAAUAGAAACUAUAAUUAACCCACAUAAGAUUAGUCCUGAAAUCAAGCAGAACACGGAUUUUCUAGCAGGAAAACCUUUGGGUCCUGUUAAGAAAACGUCAGAUUCCAACUCUUUCUCUGCAGCUUUUGAACAGUUUGUUAUGGCCAAUUUAUCACCAGAAGAUAAGAAAAAAACCUUCUUGAAAAUGAUGCAAGUGACGAUAGUGAAAAAUAAUGUAGGUAAACAGUUAUAUAAAAAUGAAAUGGAUAAAUCAGACAAACUUGAAUCUGUUUGUUGUGUGGAUGAAGACAAAAGUAUUAUAGCAAACACUGAAAAAUCACGAAAUCAGUCCAAAAUGCCAGAUAACUCUAGUGGUAGAGAAGGGAUGAAGCCAGAAUUGAUGGAUUGGCAGCAGGAUGGCAAAAUUCAAUCUCUUCAUGUAGAAAACACUCCACCACAUUGCCAGACUGGACACUGUCCCGUAUCACCCAUCAAAUCGGACAGUCAUCAGGAGCAUUCACACCACUGUAACCCAAAGCCAGAGGCCUGUGAUAGUUUACAAGAAGACCUGUUUGACAAUAGUAGUCCAAAUGAUGCAACUUGCACUACACCCCAUGGUUGUAAUCAGGAUGAUGUAUCUCAGAGCGGUAAUUCGGAAGAAGAUGUUCCCCUAGUUACACAGAACCAAUGUCAAAGUGAUUCAGGCAACAACUGUGAUUCAUUCAACAACUGUAGCCCAAAGAAUGCAUCACAAGAUGAACAUCUGCACUGUGUACUCCCUGCUGGACUGAACUGUAACCAACAAAAUUCAUCUAAUGGCUGUAGUCCAAAACACGAAUCCAUUGUUUGUAACCCAGAGGAUAUAUCUCACUGCUGCGAUUCUGAUUUUUCUUCCAGUAAAGAUGACCAAGAAAACAGACACAAGACCGGUGAUUCAGAAAUUACCUCCUGUCUAGAACGAGAAAGUGGAAACUCGGCAUGCAGUACACAGGUAUGUGGUGAUACACUAAGUGUAGAUCUUACUCACAAAACUCAGGGUGAUACUCAUCCUCUAGAAACUUCAAAUGUUUUUCAAGAACAGAUUGAUGAUUUGACACUGAGAAACAAUUUUAUUUUAGAUGACGUAACUUCUUUGAAAGGCAGCAGCGAGGAAGAAAAAGUCAGAAGUUUAUUUAAAGAUUCCAUCAACACUGAACAUUUUACAACAGGAGUUUUUCAUGAUUUGAAAACUAAACCUGUCAAACUGGAUGCUGAAUUUCUAGAAUCUGAGAGGGAACAACUAAGUGAAGCUGAGUCAGCUAUGUCCAAUGCCCAGUCCAGAACUUCUUCUAGAACCAGCUCACGGAAAGAGUCGUCGGACAGUAAUGAAUGUGUCUUUGAAGAUGUCUUUGUAAAACAACCACAUAAUAAAAAACACAUUCAGAAAAGGGUGGACACAAUUUCUGAAUGUUCUGACAGCAAUCUUGAAUUGCAUGACAUGUAUUUUGAUAGCUAUUCUUUAGAAAUUCGGAGAAAGAGGACUGCUGCAAAUUAUUCUCCAAAUGCUUUCUCUCACUUGUUUAAAGUGGGAAAGCCUAAUGAAACUAAACCAGACACUAAGAAAAAGAAAACUAGGAAAACUGACCAAAAGUUGAUCCUUGGUGUCCAUUACAUUAUAGUAGGAAAGUUCAAAGGCUAUAAAUCAAUGGGUGUCAAGCUGAAGAGACUAAACAUGGGCAUUGAUGAAACGGUAAGUGUAACAGAGUACCUAGACAGACACAAGGAGGAAAAGGAGUUCAUGAAAAAGGCUACUGUAAAAGCUUUACAAAAGUUCAGAUUCAAAGGCUCAAGUUUGGCAUCAAAUGAAAACCACAUGUUGGAGGACAAUUCUUUGACUGAGAAAACGGACAAGCAUUCUUUGCAGAAAAUGAGUAAAAAGUCUCAUAGUAAGUCUGUGAAGUGCCUUUCAGAUAUGAAAGAAAAUAAUAGUUUUGAUAGUUCUUCAGCAACAUCUAGUCAUAGUGAAUGUGAUAAUCAUAAUUUGAGUUUUACUGAAACAUCUACAGUCGCUGUACUGGUGAGUGAUGAUAUCUCCACAAGUGACAUGUCAAGACAUCAAUCUACUGGUGACAUGUCAGCAAGUGACAUAUCAGCACCACUUGAUUCCACUGACUCUGAUAAAGAGGGUUUAAUUUCAUUACAAAAUAUUAAGAAAAGUAUUAAAACCAAACACUCCACCUUGAGGCACACUGUGUCUUUUGAUGACAUGGAUCAAUGCUUUGAUAGUAACAGUGAUGUAACAUUCAAUAUGAAAAUGGACAGACACAAUCUUUCUCUCAAGAAGAAGCCUCCUCCACCUGCCGAUGGUGAUCGUGUGGAGUUGACAACAACAAUUGAUAAGAAAAUUUUUCCUAGUUCUUACCAGACAGCAGAAAAGAUUGAGAUGUUUUCCAAAGACAUCGAAUCGGACACUGCAUUAGCAACAGGAAGUACUGCCUUCAUCUCUGGAGACCAUUCUGAAUUCUUUGACUCCAGUAAUUCAAACGAUUCUAACUCCAAUUUUGGUCAGAGCUGUUUUAAAAGUAAGACACUGUCUCCUCCACAUGAAGCCAGUGCUCCGAGUGCUGUGGGUCAGGCUAAUAACAGUGACAGGAAAAAGUCAACGAGAAAGAAGCUGACACGGAAUCAGAAACUAGGUGUAGCAUUUCUAUCCACCCGACGUAAGAAGAAAGCAAACAAAGAUGCUGGGAAGCUGAUGAACAGUUUGUCUCUGCUUCACCAGGCGACUCUGGAGAGCCUGGUGGUGGAUAAAAGUACAGAUUUACCCUCUGAUGCAGGCAUCACUUCAGACACUCUCAAAAUGUCUGAAAACAUUAAUGUAAAUCCUGACUGUGGUAACAAGGAUGUUUCAGGAAACAAUGCAUAUCCUGGUGGACUUGGUGAUGAUUCUAUAUGUAAAGAAGACAAUUCAAUUGAUUUGUUUCAGACGUCAAACAGUAAUGUGAGUUUUUCUGGGUUUUCCAGACAGACGUACACUGACAAGACUGAUGACUAUGAAGUGACAUUUGAUGACACAAUGUAUAAGUUGGCCUUAUUCUCUCCUCCCCUCUCCGAUCUGGGGGAGGUGUCACCGCCCGUGCCUUUAUCUCCUGUAGAGCUUGCUAGUUAUUCACCAAAGAUACCUCUAAGCACUGCCAAUACUUGCACCAAACUGAUGGGUACUAGCCCUACGUUUGAAAAGAAUGGUAUACAAUAUAGUACAGAGUCGAUAUAUGAAACACCACUGUCAAGUGUGGAGAACCAGAAAGAUUUGUCCAACAUGACUGAUGUUAAAGUUGUAGAUCACACUGAAGGUGGCACCAAAACUUCAAGAAAUCUCAAAGUUUCUACCCAUUCAAGUGAUGGUUUAAGUUCUACAUCUGAUAUUUCUCCUUUGAAAACUGCUGUAGUGAAAUUAUCUCCCAUGAUGUUAUCUGACAUUUCAAAUUUGAACGCUCAGUGGAGAGACAGAAGUACAAACGAGAAAUGUCCAGAUUCAAUGCUUUACUCGAACAACAAGCAUGAUAGUGUGUCUAAUGAUCCCUGUUGGCAGGAUUGUAGCCAGAAUGUUCCGAUGGGGAAUUCACAGAGACAGAAUGUGGAAACAUGUCAACAUAUUGCUGAUGACAUUGAUGUGAUAGAAAACCCAGACAGACAGAAUUUGGAAAGACAAUAUUCUAAAGAAUCAGACUUUUCUUAUCAUUCAUGCCCAAAGAUUGACUCUGUUACCAGCCUAAGUGACAACUGGUUACAUCUGUCUGAGUGUCCCCAGACGGAACUGGUGUAUGAUCCUUACAGUAACCCCAUCAAGGACCCACAGUAUGAUGAUAUUUCUUCUGAUGAGGACACUGCUGAACCAGCUGAUGGAGAAAAGAGUAAAGAUAAAGGAAGUGCAUCCACCAAGAGUUCUGUUCCAUCAAAGUCCGCAGUUCCCAUCAAGACUGUUGAAGCAGAUAAUUCACGUAAUGAAGGUCUACCAUCUUCUGAUGCUCACUUGCAGAGUUCCAUACGAGGAGGGGGGAUGUCUGAUGAUGAUGCUGGAAAACUUGUUAUUUGCCCUCAAGUUCUUCCACCUUCAAGAAAAAUGGUGGGUCUUACAGCAGCUGCACAUGGACUGGGCAGUGUUCAGGCGACAAGAGCCUUCUGCAGUAACCCGGCGGACUUGCCAGGCAAUCCAAGACUGCUGGGUGGACCACAGUCCAAGCUCCAGUCAGUGCUGGUGAAGGAUCUUCCAGACUUCAGAUCCAGCACAUCAGAAACUUUGCUGUCAUGGAGACAGCAAUUUGUAACUAAAACCAGAAUAUUUUCUUCUCAAACUAAUAUUGAACCUCUGUGGGAGAAACUACAAAAAGACCCUGACUUUAAGUAUAUAUUAACUGAAGAUAAACACUGCGUUCUUACCCCAUGCAGACCUCCACCCUGCAAGAAACAGAUACAGAAAUGGUUAAAUGGCAAGCAGUUGGUUCUUAAACAUGUCACUAAGAAUGAAGGUGAUAGGACUAUGACAGAAAGUGACUCAAACACAACACUGGAUGUGUGUGUAGAUAAAUUAAAGACCUCUAGAAAACAGAAGCUGUCUGAACAAGACAGUAGUAUGGAUGUUUAUGAUGACAGCACUCUUGUAGAUAAUAGUGCUAAUACAACCAGUGGGCAAGACCAUCCUGCUAGCCAGGUUGUUAGAGACAGCAGUGUAUAUGAUGGAAAACAAACUGACUCAGCCAUGGACACUGAUAGACCAUGUGUUCAGAUUAUUCACAUGAAGGGCACUUUGUCUUCUGGAAAUCUCAGCACAGACGUCAAGAAAGAAUGGUCACCGAAUGAUAAAAAUAGAAAUGGAAAGUCCCGGUGGGACCAGACUGAAGGUCAUGAUGCGUUACUUCCUAGGCAUCAACAGACAGACACGAUGGAAUCCUCAGUUCUGCACAGUACACCUCAUAGACAUAAAUCUUCACGUGUCGUGUUCGAGCCUUCCUGCAGUCCUAUAGAUUCUGGUCAGAGGAAGUCGAAACACAGAAAAUGUGAUAAUCGAACACAGGAACAAGCAGCACCUGAAGAGAAGGACUUUACUCUCCCAAAAACUGUCCAUCCACCACAGUCAACAUCUAGAGAAGCAUCGACACCUCUGAAACCAGCCCCAACAGCGCCAUCAGUGAACAGACAACCAUCAUUACAGAAAUCUGCUGGAGAUGCUCAAUUAAAGACUCCUCUAAGGACGUCCACAUCGAAGGGAAGUAAUGUUUCUCAAAUUGAUGGCCCAACACCAAAGAAUACUUGUGGAUUUAAGUACACACAGCAAAACAUGCAAAAUGCAAAGGCUAUACAUGAGUACCAGUAUUUAACCUUGCUGAGCAUGGAGUUGCAUGUGGAGACACGGGGAGACCUGCGACCUGACCCUGAGGUCGACUCCAUCCAAGUCUUGUUCUACUCCAUCCUCAACGAUGUGCCUCCCAGUGAGGGAGACCGUUGGGUCACUGGACUCAUCAUUGUCGAUAAGACCUCCGCCCAGCAAGAUGUCAGAGUUCUUCCUGGUCAGUGUGAUCCUGGACCAGAUACUGGGGGUAAUUCUAGUCUCAGACCAUCAAUGUCAUCACCAAAACCGUCAACCUCCUCACACCUACCAUCAACAAGUUCAUCAUCAUCGGCAGCUUCACCCUCCAAAUCUCACCAGCCCUCUCCUACAUCAAAGAAACACAUGCCCACCCUUUUCCAGAAGUCUGGAGUGUCUGAGAAGAAUGUGUGUUACGUGAUGUCUGAAGAAGAACUCAUUGACUCAUUUAUUACUCUUAUAGCACGGUGGGAUCCUGACAUACUUGUGGGCUAUGAGAUUCAGAUGUUGUCAUGGGGAUAUAUCAUUCAAAGGUCUUCACACCUUGGUGUGAACCUCUACACCAAGUUAUCCAGAAUUCCUGACACGAAAGAAAGCAAACAUUAUCAGGAACACAAUGAUGACUGGGGGGCAGCCCAAUCGUCUGAAAUCCACGUCACUGGGCGGAUAGUCCUCAACUUGUGGAGACUUCUCAGACACGAGGUUACUCUAAAUAUCUACAGCUUUGAGAAUGUGGCCUUCCAUGUUCUUCACCAGAGAUUGCCAGCCUAUUCCUUUCGCACUCUGUCAUUGUGGUAUGGCAACCGGCUACAUCAUAACAGAUGGCGAGUGGUUGAGUAUUACUUGAAACGAGUUAAAGCCAACAUUGAAAUCAUUGAUCAGCUAGACCUGGUUGGAAAGACGAGUGAGUUUGCUCGAGUGUUUGGAAUUGAAUUUUUCGAUGUUCUCUCAAGAGGAUCCCAGUAUCGAGUAGAGUCGAUGAUGCUGCGACUGGCAAAACCGAUGAACUUCAUCCCCGUGUCGCCCAGUGUCCAGCAGCGUGCCAGGAUGAGGGCAGGGGAGUGCAUCCCGCUGACUCUGGAACCCAAAUCUCAGUUCUACAUGGACCCUGUCGUCGUCCUCGACUUCCAGUCUCUCUAUCCCUCCAUCAUGAUCGCUUACAAUUAUUGCUUUUCUACAUGUCUCGGGAGAUUAGAAUGUCUCGCGAAUGCACAGGAUGGGCCAUUUGAAUUUGGAUGUACGUCUCUAAACAUCAAACCUUCCCUGCUCAAGAAACUUGGAACUGAUGUCACGGUUUCACCAAAUGGUGUUGUGUUUGUGAAACAAAAUGUCCGACAUGGCAUUCUUCCCAAGAUGGUUGAAGAAAUAUUAAAUACGAGACUAAUGGUUAAGAAAUCCUUGAAGACUAACAAGGCAGACAAGGUUCUGAGCCGGUUACUGGAUGCCCGACAGCUUGGACUGAAGUUGAUAGCAAACGUCACCUACGGUUACACAGGAGCAAGCUUCUCCGGGCGCAUGCCCUGUAUUGAAGUUGGUGACAGCAUAGUACGCAAAGCUAGAGAAAGUCUGGAGCUGUCAAUCAAACUGGUUGAGGAUACUCCACACUGGAGGGCAAAGGUCGUUUACGGAGAUACAGACAGCAUGUUUAUCUUGCUGAAAGGUCGCAGUAAGGAUGAGGCAUUUGUUGUGGGCCAGGAGAUUGCUGAUGCGGUUACUAACAUGUUUCCUAAACCAAUGAAGCUCAAGUUCGAGAAGGUGUAUUUGCCAUGUGUUCUGCAAACAAAGAAACGGUAUGUGGGUUUCAUGUACGAAAAUCCCGAUCAGAAAGACCCGGUUUACGAUGCUAAGGGUAUUGAGACGGUGAGGCGAGAUGCUUGUGCAGCGGUUUCAAAGGUGUUGGAGCGGUCCAUCAAGCUGCUGUUCACGAGCCGUGACAUGUCGCAGGUGAAGCAGUACGUGCAGCGACAGUGUAACAAGUUGAUGGAGGGCAAAGUGUCCAUCCAGGACUGCGUGUUUGCCAAGGAGUACCGCGGGAUGGCGGGAUACAAGCCGGGCGCCUGUGUGCCAGCGCUAGAAAUAGCCAGGAAACUGUUGCGCCAGGACCGUCGUGGUGAGCCGAGGGUGAGCGAGCGAGUGCCGUACGUGAUCGUGUACGGAAGUCCCGGUCUGCCGCUCAUCCAGCUGGUGAGACAACCCCUCGAGUUGCUGCGAGACCCCACGCUGCGGAUCAACGGUGUCUACUACAUCACCAAACAGAUCCUGCCUCCACUCGGCAGAAUGUUCUCCCUCCUGGGCAUCGACGUCUUUACCUGGUACCAAGAAAUACCAAGGGUAAUCCGAUUUGUGCCACAGUCAGUUGUGGGAGCAGAUAAUAAGAAAGGAACGAUCUCUCAGUAUUUUGUGACGACCAACUGCCCGAUCUGUGACGAGCAGUCGAAGCAGCCCAUCUGUCCGACAUGCCUGUCUGACUGCCAGAUGACGGCCGUCACAUUGAUGGAGAACACCAGGCUGUGUGCCAGGGUCCACGACACAUUGGGUCAGGUCUGCUACAACUGCAUGGGAAGCCAGGAUGCCACUCAGCCAUGCAUCUCCACUGACUGCUCCAUUCUGUUUCGACGGGUUCUAGCACACAAUGACAACAACAAGGCAGAGUACCAUCGACAGAUGCUCGAGAAAGCUCUUGAGUUUUGAUCUGUCUCGGUCCUUCCUCUAGUGGCUGGGAUCUUGUCUUCCAGAAGAGAGCAUUACACUGCCAAUGAUCAGACAGAACCUGCUGUUUGAAACGCAUACCAAGAUAUAGUAACACUUUCUGACCUAUGUGUUAUAACACCUACACAAAAUGACAUGAUUCUAUUUUUGAUAGAUAUCAAUUUCAAAUAAGUUGCUGAAGUUAAUCUGCACAUCUGUCUGAUUCCAGUUAUUAUUACUGUUGAUGUUCCUGGCUUUCCUCGGUGAACAAAUUUGUUUAGAAUAGAUAUCCAUGUCUGUUGUGAAAAUAGUUCACACCACUUGCAUGUGCACACUUUUAAAUAAACCACUAUGGGAAUGUUCCCAGGAAAUGUAUCAAACACUUUCAUGACUGGUCUCUGCUGAUUACCACCUGCUGCUGUUUCUAGUCCUGGGUACCAAAUCCAGACUCAUUAGUGGGUUAAUGAACACCAAAACGUUAACUAUAGCCAGCUGGCAGACUCGCAUGCAGCAGAUACUAGUGGGUUCUAGAACACAUACCUAAUUACAGGAGGCUGACAUUCAUCUACAGGGACAACAUCCACUUUGCUGUAAUGCAUUUGAUAGUGUGAUUGUGACAUCCAUUUACUUAUUCUAUGAAUACUUUGGAUUCUAAUUUUGUUGUACCAAUACAGUGCUUGUCUUUGAAGGGUAAAUGUUCAUCAAUUCACAUGUCAAUUUGAUGGCAAAACAGUCCAAACCUACGAGUGCCAGUCCUGAAUAGUUCUCAAAGUGCCUUUUAUCGACAGCACACUGAACCACGUAUCAUGACGUAUUAGUUCACCUUUUACUUACACAGACUUCAAACACAUCCAUAGCUUUCUGCUUUUUGACAUAGUGUUAUUUUCUGUGAGCCAUAAUAAGUGUAACCACUUCUUAGUUUGUUGUAUCGGGUAAACUGGAGCUUUGAAAAUGACAUAAUUGUACAUAUGUAGAAUGGAAAUUAAGCUAAAGUGAUCGUAUAGUUGGUUUGGCAGCAGCAACUGCUGAUUUAUGAGUGGUUGUAUCUGAUUCUGUGAUCUCCAUUUCAUCCUUUAAUGUCCAGGUAGAGUCGGCCAAAGAAAAAUGUCUCAGGGACACUACGCUGCCAACGCCUCAUAAUAUUCAACUUAUCUCCCCUAGAAUUGUGGUGCUUCAUUGAAUACUGCUCAACAACAACACUUCACAUUGUGCCGAGUAACUGCUAACAUUUUAUAAUGGAUGUCACAUUGUGCCGAGUAACUGCUAACAUUUUAUAACACAUGUACAUAGGGUCGAGUAACUGCUAACAUUUUAUAACACAUGUACAUAGUGUCGAGUAACUGCUAACAAUUUAUAACACAUGUACAUAGUGUCGAGUAACUGCUAACAUUUUAUAACUCAUGUACACAGACAUUCAUUUAUGUGACGUUCUUUAAUCAUCCACAUCAUGCUUUUUAGACGAUAGUCAUUACCAUAAUCAGUAAUUUAGGAUUACUUGCACAAUUUAUGAUAUUGAUGUAAUUGUUGUGUUUUUUAUUUUGUAAGAAAUGGUUAUACUGCUAAUUAAGGUAGAAUGCAACUGUAAUGUAUUAAAAAUAAACAGUAAAAAUUCAUUGUUGUUGCAAUAAUGUGAAUGUUGUAAUACUGCAAUACAAUAUAUUUCAGUACAAAUUAUAUAUAGCAUUUGCAUGUAUCUUUAAGAGUGCUUGAUUUUGAUGUUUAACAUGAAGGCUGUAAGUGGGGUUUUUGUGCUGGUAAGAUGUGUUUAUAUGAAGUUACUUGUUUAUGAUAUUUUCUCGAUUGCUUGGAAGUUGUUUGUGUGUGCUGUAUAGUUCAACUGGACAUAGAUUCUUUAUCUUGAGUUUCCAUCUGUAUUUGUUUACAUCAGUCGCCCAGCAGCAUGUCCACUAUCUAUGUGGUAAAGCUGAUACUUUUAGAGUGGAUUGCAUUCAGUGAUCGAUUCAGUAGUUAAGACUCAUCAGUGUCAGUUUAAUCUUUCUGAACACAUUUGAAUACCAUGCUUGCAUUACAGUUAUCCUUAGCUGCAAUAACUGUAUAUGUACAGAUGAGGAUUUGUAACUAACAUCUUACACAUUGCUCAGGACUUAAACAAAUUGUUUCAUUGAUUUUUUAAUGUGUUGCUUUUGUUACAGAAUUUUGAUAUACUAUUGAAGCAGUAUAAGAUAAGCAUAGUUAACAAAUGGCUUUUACAUAUUUAGAAUAAAAAUACUGUAUGCCUUUGUAUGUACAAAAACAGUUCUGGCAUAUCUGUGGUAGAUAGGUGGUAAUUGUACAUGUCAAUUUUAACAGGUGGAACUGUGCUCCAAGCAGGACAAACUAAGCAUAGUAUUAAAUCAGUGAUAGGGAGAUUUGACAUAAAUAAUAAUUUUUAAAAUCCCAACAUAUUCAAACAUGGCGAAUGUUUCAGUGUGUUGAUAUAACUUGUAUGUUUGAUUUAAUGAGCACUAGAUCAUGCUUAAGUGAAAUAUGUGUGUGAAUAUAUAGAUAGUGGUAGUUUGCUAUUCAUUUUUCACCAAUCGUUUUAUCAUAAGUUAAUGUGUUAUUUACAACAGGCCUUGUGUCAAGUUUUUAUACAUAUUUAGUAUAGAAAUGCAUUCAAUUGUAAAUAUUAUUUCAGAUGUACAUAAUUUUAUGGGUUGAAUUUAUAAUUAUUUGCGAUGUUGUAUGUUAUGUACUGAACUAAAAGUGCAAUAUUUGUGGAAUUAUUUAUAUAUUUAAUAUAUGUGUUUAUAUAAAAUUGUUAGCAAGUGGCUGUGACUGACAGCAUUAUUAUUUGUUAUAAUUCAAGAUGGUAUCUUGCUUUUAGUAGGUGAAUUUUUAAAUUGUUUAUUUAUCUGCUGUAAGCCAAAUAUCUGCCAUGAUUAAGAUAUGCUAGUUUCUUCAGUAGAGAAUAGUGAUGCAAUAGUGACAGUAGUGCUAAAUUGUCCUAGUCACCUGCUUACUAUGUCCUCUUGUUUUCUCUUUAGAGUAGUGAAGUAAAAGUGAUAGUAGUUACUACUGACUACAGGUUGUCUUAAUUACACAGUUAUUAUGUCCUCGGGCAUAAGUUCAGUUAACCACUUGUCGCUAACGUUCGCUAGACUCAUUUUUUCGCUACUCAGUAAACCGAAUUACCACUCAAAUAGUUUGCGGACAUUAGUAAAACAUUUGCUGGCUGAACUUGGGUCUAGUGUCUUACCAACACUAAGUGAAGAUUAUUAAGUUACAUGUCCUUUUACAACAUUGUAGGGUUUUUCAUCUCAAACUUACAAUUUGACAGGAAUAUGCUUUUCACAUCUGGUCAUGUACAAUGUAUGUCUGAUAAAUUUGUCUGGCACUCCACAAGUCAGAAUGUUCAAAAUAUUUGUUAUCAGUUAAAAAGUUUUGAAUUUUGAAAGAUACAAAAGGCAGGAUCAAGAAGGAAGUGUUUCAUUUUGUGACACACUCAACACAUUUUAACGAUGGUUAUAUUGUGAUGUACGUAUAAUUAAGAACCAAAUAGACAAUUAAAGAGAAAGCCUGCUGCCAGCACUCUAUUGGCUACAGCCUUUAGUACACCAGGCGUGGAGCACUGGCUGGAAUGAGAAAUAACCCUAGAGAGACCAUACAUCAGGCAAGCAUGUAACUAUUGGAUUACCAGUAUGUCCCAUCCUUCUCUCUCCCCAAAAAGCCAGGAUCGUCAAAGUGCCUGUACAGGUCUACAGGCCAAAUCAAGACACUGUCUUCAACUUCUAUACAGACAUCCGACCAACCAACAAGGCAUUCAGUGUUCAGUGAGAAAUUAUAUGUUUUAUUUGAAAUAACCUACAAUGUUUUUAAACUACUAUGUACCUUUGUGACUGAUUAUUUAGAGUAGUACCAGUGCUGCCAGCAUGUUAUUAUUAUAAGCAUGUAGGUCCUAGUCUGUGCUCUUAUUUAAUGUGCAAGAAUGCGGCUCACAAAAUCUGAGUAUCACAUUAACUUUAAAGGUUAACUUUAUAAUAAAGUAAAAUUAAAACUAGACAAAACAAGAGUCAAAUAUUAGAAGAUGGCUUUAUGUAUAUUGACAUAAUUUGUAUGAUUUACCCCAUGUGUAGCUGUGUAGUGACACAUAGAAAGUGACUGAUAGUGAUGUCACAGAUGGUUAUCCUUGUUUUCGAACAGAGUUUGGGAUGUUUAGCUUGGGUAUUUUCUAAGACACUUUAUGGAUUACACAUUCAUAGUUCAUAAAUUUAUUGUGAAGUUAACCUUUAAAUAUAUUAGAGGCUAGCAACCGAUUGAUGCCAGAUCUGUUGUAAUUAAAAUAUGUAAUUUAUACACGGAUUACUGCCAACUAUUUCAAUCUAGCAAUUUGAUUACUGCCAGAUAUUUUGAUGAUUACAAUAUAUUGUAGACAUGUACUUAGUUUCUGACUAAUAUUUUACACAUUUCAGCUUAUAACUGUUGAUCAUUUGCAAAAAGUGAAUGGUUUUACGAAUAUCCUCAGCAAAUGGCUGUCAAAGUCAGCAUCCUUUAUAUUAUCAUUUUGAAAUUGCUAUAUACUGCCCAACAUACCGGUACUCUCUAGUUUGUUAUGACUGAUCAUUAAACAUUUUACUAACUGAAAAGUUUGGGAAUAAAUGUUUUUACAUUAAAAUUAAUUGCAAGUAAUGUAAAUUAUUACCCAUAUGGUUAAAAAUAUUUCAGAACAUAUCAAAGUGAUACGUC
Gigantopelta aegis is the source of this 16547-nucleotide messenger RNA. RefSeq lists its product as uncharacterized. Gene Ontology annotation, molecular function: nucleotide binding; DNA binding; DNA-directed DNA polymerase activity. Gene Ontology annotation, biological process: double-strand break repair via homologous recombination; error-prone translesion synthesis. NCBI's taxonomy places the organism in Eukaryota, Metazoa, Mollusca, Gastropoda, Neomphalida, Peltospiridae. Gene Ontology annotation, cellular component: zeta DNA polymerase complex; nucleus. The record is from RefSeq and is a predicted model, not a curated record.